This is a messenger RNA of Pseudomyrmex gracilis, 2753 nucleotides long. RefSeq lists its product as uncharacterized. NCBI's taxonomy places the organism in Eukaryota, Metazoa, Arthropoda, Insecta, Hymenoptera, Formicidae. The transcript is spliced from 14 exons. The coding region runs from base 999 to 2654 and encodes 551 amino acids. The record is from RefSeq and is a predicted model, not a curated record.
UUAAAAAAUUUUUUUAUUACAGCUAACUUCGGCUCGAAUUGACUUCGAAAGCGAUCUGACUGACCGCACUAUCGUUAUCGCAUUUUUAUGUUUAGUCAUCAAGAGAAGAAUUCGCAAAACUGAAAAACUGCAAGAAAAAUGAGUUCUUCAAGUACGAGAAAUAUUCCGUCAUGAUUGAGAGAUCGUGCGGUUGCGCACAGAGUUGCGGUACAACCGCGAUCUGUGAUGCCUCAUCGUCUAUAAUCAAACCGAUACGCAUCAUCCAAUUCAUGCUGAUAGCGGCGCUUUUCGCGUUAACCGUGUACACCAUCUCCAGGGAUACUCCGUACGAGAAGAUCGAGGAAAUACCGUUAACGGUACUUUACGGGUGUUUUUUCCUUGUCACUUUGGUAGAUAUAAUUAGUCAGUGCUGCGGCGAACCGAUACCGCAGACGCCGAUGUUUUUAUUUGGAGUAGUAGGAACGAUCUCAUUUCUAUUGGCAACUAGUGGCGUUUUCAUCGUUACGUACAGACCGCGAAUAAUUCACAUGUGGCGAAUGACAACAAGUAUGGUGUUAUCAGGCGUUUGCAGUUUACUAUAUCUAUUAGAUAUCUUUCUUAUCUACUUAUACGGAUAUUAAAUAACCGUGUAUUCACGCACACGCAACAUAUUCCUGUAAAUAAAAAAUAAAUCGUUGAAAUGUGAUAAACGGUGUUCUGUAAUUGCAACAUCACCCGUUUUAACUCUGAUUUUUCAAAAUUAUCUUUCAUCAAAGAGAUAUUACGUAAUUUUUUAUUUUAAAGACAAGAAAAACGUAAUAUCAAAUUUUGCUUCGCUAAGAACGCCUUUGUCUCGUAUAACUUUUUCGCGCAAACGCGUGCACAUUAAAUAUAAAAAAAAAAAAACUGAAAACAAAUACGCGCGAAGUUAGAUAUUUCACGGAUCGACAACUCGAUUACGACAAAUAGUUGUCUCACAACUGUCACACUGGUACGUUAUUAAUGUUGAAAAUAAGAAAAUGAAAAGUCUACUAAAACUAUCGUCUUAUCAGCAGAAGCUGCCUAGAACGAGCAGAUGCGCAUCGACUCUACUCAAGCCGUUAAGAAUAUUUCAGUUCUUCACGGUGUUGCUGAUAUUCGCAGUCACAAUCUACACGAUCGUUAUGGAUCCUACACCGAUAAGUGCUCUAGCCUGUAUUCUUCUAAUCGUCUUAUCAGGCGUCUAUGUGUUUGUUCUGGCUGUCGAGUUGAUCAGCCACUUUGCCGGGGGCGGCGUGCACAUAACUCCGAUGUGCGCGUUCUCUUUACUUGGCUUUGUAUUUUUUGGAAGUGCUGCAAUUUUAUUGAUUUCCAAUAAUUACACACAUCUCGCGGUGACAUUAGCAGCAAUUCUAUUAUGUACAUUAGCAGCGUUGCUCUUUCUGAUUGAUAUUACAAUGAUAUUUGUAUUUUGGAAAAGAAGAUGCUCAAUUUGCAAACGAUGUUGCAUCAAUGAUACACCUGAAUUUUUACGUAAAAUCGAAAAACUUGCACCUGUACAUAUUGACGAAACAAUGAAAUACGACGUGGCGACCAGUGUUAGUGACAUCAGAGUACCAGACGAAUUGAAGUCCAUUGUUCCGGCUGAUCACUCGUACCGUAAAGUCGAAUAUCCUCCGCGACGACAAUACGUCGAUCGUCCUACUUCCGUUCCAUCAGUUUCCUAUCAUGACGUUGCCGAAAUUCAAACUGAAGCGAAUGACAUGUCCGUUGUGGAGAGUCAAACUCCUGAAACAGUCACCAUAGAAAGACCGAUGCAAACGGUGAGCAAAUGCGACUUUUGCCACCGUAUAAUGGAACCCUUCGUGCUCUCCACCAUCGAAGACGCAGUUGCUGCUCGAUGUUUCCAACAAGCACCGUUUACUUAUCCCGCCGUCGUGCACUUUGUUCGCGGAGGUGUUGGCGUGCCAUGUUGUCGCGGGUGCAAGUGCUUCGGAAAAAUGCAAAUGCAAAAUCAACAACAAUCAUCACAGCAAUCAUCGUCAAAAGGUGCAAACGUCACGUUGACGAGUGAGGCAACACAGCAGGUUGCGAACGACAACGUUGCAGCAAACUUCACAGUCACGUCCUUCUACGUGAAACCAGACAAAAACAUUCAGACUUCGUCGAAAACCGAUUUGAACACUUUCAAGCAAACAGUCAACAUGACGAAAGAAGACGCAGACUGUAGUGAAAAGGCAAACUUAGCUUCAACGUUCCCACAAGACGAAGAACUUGAAACAGAACUUGACGAGACGAGUAUUCAAACUGUCACCACAAAAGGAAGAACGAAUAGAAGGCACAGCGAAAAAAAGAAAAGAAAAUCAAUCGAUACGAUCGAACAUUGCGAUGAUGUUGAAAGAAGCAGAGGAGGGGGAGAGCAAGAAGUUAACAUUUAUCAGCAAUUUAUGCACGCGAUAGAACAAAGAAGUAUGAUAAGCACCGCGCAAUCGACCAGACACACAGUAGCUACGCAAAUGAGCACGAUGCUGAUUGCGCCACAAAUGACCAGAACAAAAACCAAAACGUUCUUGAAAUCAAACAGAAUAGAUCCCGUCAGAGAUGCACAUCAAAACAACGAGGCUCAUAUUUCUGAAGAAACAUCUUUCAGAACAUGUAUUCAUAAAAUCGUUCAAGUAUUAAGAUUCAUAUUCUAAAAAUAUGAAAAAUAAAUAUUGACCGACGAAUCACAAAAUCCUACUGACAAAAUGAACGAUAUUUAUUCGCUCUGCAAACAACCAAAUGCAGAAGAUUCG